Saccostrea cuccullata (small rock oyster) is the source of this 552-nucleotide messenger RNA. Its product is annotated as collagen alpha-1(X) chain-like. Lineage: Eukaryota; Metazoa; Mollusca; Bivalvia; Ostreida; Ostreidae. The transcript is spliced from 2 exons. The record is from RefSeq and is a predicted model, not a curated record. Gene Ontology annotation, molecular function: protein binding. The coding region runs from base 37 to 552 and encodes 171 amino acids.
GAACUAUCCAAACUCGAUCAAUCUAAUAAAACAACAAUGCUUGAAAUGGAAGUAAACUGUUUAAAGAAAGAACUACUUGAUCAAACUUAUAAAACGAAAAUCGAAAAGGAAGAAUGUAACUCAUCCAAGCAGGCACUGCUCAUAUUGAAGCCUGACCACGUUGUCUUCCAUGUGGUAGCUUCCAGUAAUUCCAGUCCCGGUGUGGUCAUUUUCGAUCACGUGAUCUCAAAUAUUGGAAGCAGAUACGACAAUAACUCCGGGAUUUUUACAGUAAGAACAACAGGCUUGUAUGUGUUUUCUUGGAGCAUAGAAACUUACGGACAAUUGACUGAGGCUGCGCUUUUAGUGAACAGAAUAGAAGUAGGAAUAACGAAGUCUGAUGAGGCCCCAUCCUACUACGACACAACUACUUCCUUCGCUGUCCUUAGCCUCAACAGAAAGGACAAAGUCUGGGUUAGAAUCAAAAGCGGGCGAGCAGAAGCGAUGCAUACAUGUACCAUAUUUUCUGGAUGGAAGAUCAAUAAAAGCGGUAAAGAAUUUAUACCUCUUUGA